GACAUGUUGAAAGGGAGAGCGCCUUCAGAGAAGCCUCGCUCUGGCGGCCUUCUUGGCCUGGGGCCUGAUAGCCGAGGACGAUCUCCGUCCCCUGCGCCUGAGUUGGGCUCUAAGCCCUCGCAACCUCCGGGGCCGGGGCGAGGUCGGGGGCCCUCGCCGGCUGCGGAGAGAGCCCUGCUAGGGCCAGUCGACAGCUUGCGCGGUCGAUCCAACUCCCCCAUGCCUGAGAGCCCUCCCUCCAACAACUUGGGCCUCGGCCCCGUCGACAGCCUGCGCGGCCGAUCGCAGUCUCCCGCCCCCGGCUUCGGCAUCGGCCGCGACAGAUCCGAAUCCGCAGGAUUCGGCAGUCGACAGCCUUCGCCGAAUCCUGAGGACAGUUGGAGGGACGAUCUCUCCCUUGCAGGCAGCGAAGACCCUCUAGCCGCGCAAGGAUUUGUGGCCCUUUCUCCUUCGACGCCUUCCAGGCACGAAGCUGCCUCUUUCGGGAGUCGGUCCUUCGACAGCCCGAAGACCAUGCGAUCGGAUCGAUCAGGAGCUAGCGAUCCACUGAGCCCGGUGGCUGGGCACGGCAGGUCGCUCGCACCCAUGUCAGGCCGUUUGGGUGCCUUGUCUCCUGCCGGCCCAGAGGCGCUUCGAGCUGGCGGUCCGCUCAUGGCCCCAGCGCAGGCUCGAAGUCGGCCCACGAGCGCUGUCCGGGGCCGCCGAGAGGCUCAUGAAGCCCCCACCCAGCUGGCAGAGCGGGCGAGUGCUGAAGACAGCUUUUCAUCCGGAAAGGAGAAGAAGGAGAAGAAGCAGAAGAAAGAAAAGAAGGAGAAAAAACACAAGAAGGACAAAAAAGACAAGAAGGACAAGAAGGAGAAGAAGAGGGCGAAAGACGAG
This is a messenger RNA of Symbiodinium sp. CCMP2456, 879 nucleotides long. Lineage: Eukaryota; Dinophyceae; Suessiales; Symbiodiniaceae. The record is from the annotation of a GenBank genome assembly.